Messenger RNA from Alexandromys fortis (reed vole), 2851 nucleotides. It is a transcript of the gene Znrf1, whose product is annotated as zinc and ring finger 1. The transcript has 5 exons. Bases 5 to 688 code for a protein of 227 amino acids. Gene Ontology annotation, cellular component: membrane; cytoplasm; intracellular membrane-bounded organelle. NCBI's taxonomy places the organism in Eukaryota, Metazoa, Chordata, Mammalia, Rodentia, Cricetidae. Gene Ontology annotation, biological process: proteasome-mediated ubiquitin-dependent protein catabolic process; protein K48-linked ubiquitination. Gene Ontology annotation, molecular function: ubiquitin protein ligase activity. The record is from RefSeq and is a predicted model, not a curated record.
GAACAUGGGGGGCAAGCAGAGCACGGCGGCUCGCUCUCGAGGCCCCUUCCCGGGGGUCUCUACCGAUGACAGCGCCGUGCCGCCGCCGGGAGGAGCGCCCCACUUUGGGCACUACCGGACGGGCGGCGGGGCUAUGGGGCUGCGCAGCCGCUCGGUCAGCUCGGUGGCGGGCAUGGGCAUGGACCCCAGCACGGCCGGAGGGGUGCCCUUUGGCCUCUACACCCCCGCUUCCCGCGGGACCGGCGACUCAGAGAGGGCGCCGGGCGGCGGAGGGUCCACGUCGGACUCCACCUAUGCUCACGGCAAUGGUUACCAGGAGACAGGCGGCGGUCACCAUAGAGACGGGAUGCUGUACCUGGGCUCCCGAGCCUCGCUGGCGGAUGCUCUACCUCUGCACAUCGCACCCAGGUGGUUCAGCUCGCACAGUGGUUUCAAGUGCCCCAUUUGCUCCAAGUCUGUGGCUUCUGAUGAGAUGGAAAUGCACUUUAUAAUGUGUCUGAGCAAGCCCCGCCUCUCCUACAAUGAUGACGUGCUGACUAAAGAUGCGGGUGAGUGUGUGAUCUGCCUGGAGGAGCUGCUUCAGGGAGACACGAUAGCCAGGCUGCCUUGCCUGUGCAUCUAUCACAAAAGCUGCAUAGACUCCUGGUUUGAAGUCAACAGAUCUUGUCCAGAGCACCCUGCUGACUGACCCUGCUGGGCUGGCUUGCUGACUCCUCUCAAAGUACCCUGGUACCUUGAUUUCCUUGCCGAAAAAAGAAAAGGAAGAUGAAGAAGAGCCCAUCAAGGACGCUUCCCCUUCCAUUCCCAGUCUUUCCUGCCUUUCCUCCUGGAUCUGGUCCAAUCAGAGGAUUUAACAAUCACAAAUACACUGAAAAAAAGCCUGGACAUUUUUCUUAGGCCCUUGUGGUUUUGUUUUGUUUUCCCUUGAGAAAACAUAAGACUUAUUUAAAGGAACAUGUACUGCUCCCUGUUUUCAGGCACACUGAGAACAUUUUAGCCAUUGAUAUUCACACGUGGCAUCAGCCCAUGCAGGAUAGGUUUCUGUAUUUAUAUAUUAAAAUACAAAAAAAAGUUAUAAAAUAUUUUAAAAAUGUUCAAAGCUCGGGAGAAAAGCUUUUCAUCAGUCAAGGUGUUUUGAUAUGGUAUUAAAAUAAUAUCUAUAAAAGAUACACUGUGUGAUCUUAUUUUAAUGAAGUGUUGUACACAGUCAAGGAGUAGAGGGCAGAGACCAGUUCCCUCUGUCCACCUCCCCAGCCCAGCACUCCCUUAGCACCUGGAGUGGCUCUUAGCCACACCUGGGCCGAGGCUGGGCGAUGGAGGCUCAGGUAUGGCUUUCAAGUUUAUGAAUUCUUAAGUAACUGUCAGUCUACUGUCAUUGCUGAUUGUGAGGGAAUGUUUCUGGGAAGAUAGUCAGGGGCAAAGAUCUUGCAGUCAUCAGGUGCUGCAAGGAUGUGGGCACCUCCAGGUGCCAGCCCUGCCCACCCUUCACAGCCUCUGCUCCCCGUCUUGUAUUCAGCUUGCCCGAUGCUCCAUCCACAGCUCAGUGCUGACUCAUGGGCAUGCUUCGCUGAGGCCCAGAAAGAGGCCUUGGUUUGGAGCUGUGCCAGCUCACAGUGUCUGAACCAGAACCAGCCACUCAGCUCAUAAACGUUGGCAAAUUGCAGGCUAGGCAGGAAACUCAGGGCAGGGGCGGCAGUGCAAACCUGCCCUGUCUCCUAGCCAGGUUCCAGGAGUUGCAUUUCAGGGCCUCCUGCAGAGCCAGCUAAGAAAAGCUCUGGAGGGAGAUGGCUGCUACAUAUCUGUGCCAUGGCCAUUUCCAGACCUGCUCCUUGUACUGCUGCUUCAGGGCCCAGUCCCAACAGGCCCUCAAGUUUGGACUAUGCUACCAUUCUUGCUCUGAGGUCACCUUGCCUCAGAUGCCUCCUGAAGUACCUACUCUGUGCAGACAUUUGUCGGCCAGUGGGCAUGUGCGAGCCCAGGCAGGCAGGCAGGCAAGCAGGCUCAGAGAACUGAAUGCUUUAGAGUCUGAGUGUUGAGACCUCGGGACCUGAGCUGUGAGCACUGUUAAUACUAGAAACUGCAUUGUCUAUGCUGGGGCAUUUUACUUCCUGUCAGAACGGUGAGGCAGUAACUUCAUCUGAACUUGAUCCUUGCAUGUGAAGUGGGGACACGGUGAUGCAGCUCGGAGUGAGGGUCAGGGAUCUGCCCCAGAGGCCUGGCACAUACACAGCAGGCUUCCUUGUAGCUUUGUCACUGCAAAGGGCACUGUUCUAUCCCCAGCACCUCCAGCUUCUGCCUGGCAACUGCGUCUCCCUGUUCUAUAUAUAAUCCUACCAGCAGAACUGGCAGGGCAGGGCCCAGCCCUGAAAGCAAUCUCCUUGCCUGACCCCUGGGCCUGGAGACAGGCUUCAUGUGCCCACCUUGGCUAUGUGAGCCCAGCUGCUUUGGCGGAGCUGUGGCUGAGUCCGGUGGUUGAGUUGGUUGGGGCAGCGCUGGGCCCCACUCCGGGUGCUAUUCUAGGCUCUCUAGGCGGUGCUCAUCUCAUCCCCAGUGACUUCCGCCCCCACCCGGCACACCAAAGCCCUCUGUUGGCUGUCACAUCCUCUGGAUUUGGACCCAGAUUGCCUGUGCCUGGUGUGAGGGUGGAAUAGGCUUGUCUGGGCUUCCCAGGUGGCACUUGUAUUUGUCACCUGCCAUCCAGACCACUCUCUAGAACCCUCUGUUGCUCCUGCUCUGCCUUUCUGAGAGGGAGGAAAAUAUGGAAGAGCCAAAAGAUGGGUUCUUCCCCUUUGCGCCAGGAGCCCAGAAGGCCUUCUGAGAGCUCCAGGAGCCCCUUUUGGAAACCGCCCAU